AUGACUAUUACAAAUAUUGAAUUUGUGAGCGGAUUUGGGUGUAGAGGUGUUGCAGGGGGAGGCUUUCAGUCUUCACGUUCACAACGGCGUUCUUAUUCUAGUGAAUCAACUGAUUCAGGUAAAACCAGUAGACGCCUUAGCAAAGCUCAAAAGGCUGCUAUUGUGUUCCCUCCUUAUAUCAUUGAGCAAAAAGAUGCACCCUUUUUACAAUGGUUAUGGGAUCUCUUUGAUUCUAUAAGAAUUGUAGGGCUACCUCCUAAGGCUCGCGAUCGAGAGCUUUUUACUCCUGUUGUUUUUGCCUUCUUGAUUUGCGGGGACGCCUCUUAUCAUAAAAGAGAUGGAUGCAUCCAUAUUUACACCAAUUCAUUCACCCCAGCGGAAGUUGAUUUAUUACGUUCUAUCCUCUUAACGAAUUUGAAUAUUGAGUCGACUCGAAAUGUUGCAAAUAGAGCUAAGGAGCAGUAUAUGAUUCGAAUUCCUAAAGGGGAGGUUGUAUUAGAUAAGUACGGAAUCCAAUCUACUCGCUAUGCUAAGAAUCAAGAUAAGGGCCAGUACAUUAUAAGAAUUCCUAAAAGAGAGCUACCUAAAGUUCAAGAGUUGGUGAAACCUUUUAUUCCACCUUGUAUGGCUAAGCGUAUUGUCGGAGCUGCCCCUUUGCAGUGUACUACUUUUGAUAAACGGUACCGUAAAGUAGAGGGGAAGAACGUAAAGGUCCUACCCGAGAAUAUAGCUGAACUGUUGACACCUAGAGCCUUGGCCUAUUGCCUCGCGGGAGAAGGUGGUUAUGAUAAAAGUCGAGGAGCAAUACGGAUAGCCACUCAUUCCUUUACUCCAGAGGAAGUUGAUCAAUUGCGAGCUGCCCUACUGAAUAAUUUUAAUAUUGAGUCUAGCCGCAAUGUUUAUGGUAAAGCCAAAGCCACUUCGGCAAAAAUUAUUGGAGCUGGUUUGGCAACUAUCGGAAUUGCAGGCUCUGGGGUUGGAGUCGGCUUAGUCUUUGGUGCCCUUAUACUGGCUACAGCCCGGAACCCUUCGCUUCGAGGCCAAUUUUUCUCUUAUGGUGUCUUGGGUAUUGUGGGUGCUUCCCCGCGGAAAUCAUCUUACUACGACAAACGUUACGGUAAAACUUCUGUCUCAUAUGGCUUCGAAACCUUUACACUGCCCAUUUUCACUGACCUACACCGAGUGUGGUACCGUAAAGACAACGGGAUGGGUGCAUUUUACACUAAUUCCUUUACUGCUGGGGAGGUCGACCUUUUACGCUCUAUUCUUCUUAAGAAAUUGAAUAUUGAGUCUACUCGUAACUCAGCUGGUUGUAUAAAAGUAUGUUCCGAUUCAUUUACUGUUGAGGAAGUCGACCAAUUACGCUCCAUACUCUUAAGCAAGUUCAAUAUUCAUUCUACUAGGAAUGUUGUUCGAGCCGGUCAAUUCCGUAUUCGUAUUCCUAAAAGAGAGGUAGCUAAAGUACAGGAACUUGUAAAACCUUUCAUUCCCACUUCGAUGGGUGGACAGUAUGUAAGAGAGAUUACUAGAGGAGAGAGGGAAAACCCUACGGUUGACCAUAGAGCAACCCCCCAAAGUACAAGAGCAGUAACCCCUAAAAUGGGAAGGAUAGGAAGGCCUUUACCAUUACGUGAGCAAAGCCCAAUACGGCUAAAUACUGGUUUACCCAGGAACUAUCCUGAGCUUCCUGGUAACGGGGCUUCUAAGCAGACCCGGCUUUAUUCGACUGCAGAUUCUCCUCAAUCUGCGCCCUCGGGAAAACCUAAGGGCAAACCCACUAGGUUAACCAAAGAGCAAAAAGCAGCUCUAGUCAUUCCUGAGAACACGCUACAACUUAUUACAGCAGAAGGAUCAAGAGUUUGUACGCCACCUUUGGGACCAAUUUUAUUCACUAGGGUUCCUGGGGGCCCUCCCAAAGAGUGUCAAAACCUGAUCGAGCUCACGGGUACGGCGGCUAUUGUAUUUACUGAUGAUAUUAAAGAGCUUAUUACAGGUAUGAUAUUGGGGGACGGAAAUCUGCGAAUGAUAGGUAAAGAAGGCCGAUUGCAAAUCGAACAGAAAGAUCGUGAGUUUUUACAACUCCUUUGGCAGCUCUUUAGUGGUGUAGGGAUUGUAGGGGCACAGCCUAGAGAACGCUCUCAUUUUCUAAGCGUUUGGUAUAAAAACAGUGGAGGGAAAAAUGUUAAGCCUUCGCCUGCUGCCGGGCCAGAGACAAGCCGUAUCUCUAAUGGGGUAAAAGGUAAAGAACAAUAUCGUAUCCGUAUUCCUAAAAGAGAGUGGUUUUAUUCGAAUUAUUCUGGUCAUACUCAUUCGGGUUCUUCCAAAGGAAAGGCGAAAGGCAAAGCUACAAGAAAACAGCUUACCAAAGACCAAAAAGCUGCUAUUGUUUUCCCUCCUCAGAUACAAGAAGUCAUUACAGGUAUGCUGUUAUCCGACUGUUCAUUACAAAUUAUGGGAAAAGACGGUAGAUUACACAUACACCAGAAAGACACAGAUUUUGUUUACCAUCUUUAUGAUCUCUUUGAUACUUUAGAAAUAGUAGGGGCUACUCCCAAAGAGUGUAAAAGCGUGAUCAAACCCUCCG
Molecule: messenger RNA, 2584 nt
Organism: Entrophospora candida
Lineage: Eukaryota; Fungi; Glomeromycota; Glomeromycetes; Entrophosporales; Entrophosporaceae
Source: the annotation of a GenBank genome assembly